Molecule: messenger RNA, 903 nt
Organism: Penicillium canescens
Lineage: Eukaryota; Fungi; Ascomycota; Eurotiomycetes; Eurotiales; Aspergillaceae
Exons: 4
Coding region: 1-903 (300 amino acids)
Biological process (GO): box C/D sno(s)RNA 3'-end processing; rRNA methylation
Cellular component (GO): box C/D methylation guide snoRNP complex; small-subunit processome; nucleolus
Molecular function (GO): histone H2AQ104 methyltransferase activity; RNA binding; rRNA methyltransferase activity
Source: RefSeq, a predicted model, not a curated record
AUGGCUUUCGCUCCUCGUGGCCGUGGUGGUCCCCCUCGUGGACGUGGUGGAUUUGGUGGUGGUGACCGUGGACGUGGCGGUGGUCGAGGCGGUGGCCGUGGUGGUUUCGGCGGUGGUGACCGUGGCCGUGGUGGCCGUGGUGGUGGCCGUGGUGCCCCUCGUGGUGGUCGCGGUGCUCCCCGUGGCCGUGGUGCUCCCCGCGGUGGCGGCGGUGCUCGCGGUGGUGCCAAGGUUAUCAUUGAGCCCCACCGUCACGCUGGUGUCUUCGUCGCUCGCGGUGGCAAGGAGGAUCUGCUCGUCACCAAGAACCUGACCCCUGGUGAGGCCGUUUACGGCGAGAAGCGUAUCUCCGUCGAGGGCCCUGCCAACGAGGAUGGUGCCGUCACCAAGGUCGAGUACCGUGUGUGGAACCCCUUCCGUUCCAAGAUGGCUGCCGGUAUCCUCGGUGGUCUCGAUGAGAUCUACAUGAAGCCCGGUGCCAAGGUUCUCUACCUCGGUGGUGCCAGCGGUACCUCCGUCUCUCACAUUGCUGAUAUCGUCGGUCCUACCGGUAACGUCUACGCCGUCGAGUUCUCUCACCGCUCUGGCCGUGAUCUGAUUGGCAUGGCCACCCACCGUACCAACGUCAUCCCCAUUGUCGAGGAUGCCCGUCACCCCUCCGCUACCCCCGACCAGGCCCGUAUUGUCGGUCUCAACGCCCACAUGUUCCUCAAGGCUGAGGGUGGUGUCAUUGUCUCCAUCAAGGCCAACUGUAUCGACUCCACGGCCAAGCCCGAGGUGGUGUUCGCCCGCGAGGUCCAGAAGAUGCGUGAGGAGAAGAUUAAGCCCAAGGAGCAGCUGACCCUUGAGCCUUUCGAGCGUGACCACUGUAUCGUCGCUGGUCUGUACAAGCGCUCCGCAUAA